This is a messenger RNA of Erpetoichthys calabaricus (reedfish), 5548 nucleotides long. It is a transcript of the gene elavl3, whose product is annotated as ELAV like neuron-specific RNA binding protein 3. Gene Ontology annotation, molecular function: RNA binding. The record is from RefSeq and is a predicted model, not a curated record. NCBI's taxonomy places the organism in Eukaryota, Metazoa, Chordata, Cladistia, Polypteriformes, Polypteridae. Gene Ontology annotation, cellular component: ribonucleoprotein complex.
GUCCUCUCUUAAGACAUGGCGGCCUCCGCGCUGCAGAGGAGCAGAGGAUUCAAAGGGCUGGAGCCGUUUCACCUGCCUUCCCAUGAGCAGAUAAUUAGCACAAUGGAAACUCAGGUGUCCAAUGGCCCGACUGCCAACAGCCUCCCUAAUGGCCCUGUGGUCAGCACGAAUGGUUCCACAGAUGAUAGCAAGACCAAUCUGAUCGUCAACUACCUUCCUCAGAAUAUGACACAAGAGGAGUUCAAGAGCCUUUUCGGCAGCAUUGGAGAAAUCGAAUCCUGCAAGCUUGUCAGAGACAAAAUUACAGGUCAGAGUUUAGGUUAUGGCUUUGUGAACUAUGUUGACCCUAAUGAUGCAGACAAAGCUAUCAACACGCUAAAUGGACUCAAACUACAAACCAAAACCAUUAAGGUAUCAUACGCCCGACCUAGUUCAGCUUCCAUCCGUGAUGCCAACCUUUAUGUUAGUGGACUCCCAAAGACAAUGAGUCAAAAAGAAAUGGAGCAGCUAUUUUCACAAUACGGCCGGAUCAUCACCUCUCGAAUCCUGGUGGACCAGGUGACAGGCAUAUCGCGAGGGGUAGGAUUUAUCCGGUUUGACAAACGCAAUGAGGCAGAGGAAGCCAUCAAAGGUUUGAAUGGACAGAAACCUCUGGGUGCUGCCGAACCUAUCACUGUGAAGUUUGCAAACAACCCCAGCCAGAAAACGGGCCAGGCGCUGUUGACCCAGCUGUAUCAGACAGCUGCACGACGAUACACCGGACCCUUGCACCACCAAACACAGAGAUUCAGGCUGGACAAUUUACUAAACAUGGCCUACGGAGUCAAGAGGUUCUCCCCAAUCACCAUUGACAGUAUGACCAGCCUUGCCGGCGUCAAUCUGACAGGUCCUACCGGAGCUGGCUGGUGCAUCUUUGUGUAUAACUUGUCCCCGGAAGCUGAUGAAAGUGUCUUGUGGCAGCUGUUUGGGCCUUUUGGUGCCGUUACCAAUGUGAAGGUCAUCCGCGACUUUACCACCAACAAGUGCAGGUUUGGUUUUGUCACCAUGACCAACUAUGACGAGGCAGCCGUGGCCAUUGCAAGUCUGAACGGCUACAGGCUGGGAGACCGGGUUCAAGUUUCCUUCAAGACAAGCAAGCAACACAAAGCGUGAAGAAGAAGCAAUUGCAAAGAAAACGAAAUGAGAAUCAUGUUGGGGGAUGAAGGAAAUCUCGUAGGGAAGCACGAAUUUAAAUUUUUAAAUUUUUCUUUUUGAAAAAAUCAUUGGCCUGGAUUAAUCAGAAAUCUCUUAAUAGCCUAGUCUGAUUAUGACUGAGGAAAGAACACGAAAGACAGGUAGUCCAAUUUUGGGGUUUCAAAUGUGGUCUGACGCAAUAGGACUGUGGACAGCGUUAUGCAUUGUGGCACUAAGCUUUCUCUUUUGUUUUAUUUUUCAAAUCACAUUCAAGAAAACAGUUAGGAGGCAUGUUUUGCACACCGGCUGCUUUGUUAACUGGAAAUCAGCAGCGGCACAAUCACCUUUUGAUCCAAUUCAGGCAAAUGGACAGUGAUUCAUAAAUGCAGAAUAGUUUUACAAUGAGCAGCUUCCCCUAAAAAUCACCAUGAAUAAUUAGAAGAUUUACAGACAUGCUGUUAAAUUUAUUGGUGACACUAAAUUGGUACAAAGUGAGUGAGUGAGUGAGUGUGCCUUGUGAUGAACUGGUGUACCAUUCAGGAUUGGUUCCUGCCUUGUGCCUGGUUUACCUGUGAUCCUAUGUUGGAUAAAGUUGCUUCAGAAAUGGAUGAGUACUUAAAUGAAUUAAAAUAAUCACACUAUAUAAGAAUUUUGGUGCUGCCACCAUCUAGACAUAUAAUAUGUAUCAUUAACUCCUGUAAAAAAAAAAAAUCAUGAACAAAGCAGCCAGUGUUAACUUGCAUAUAAACCCACAUACAAUAUUGCUCUAGUAAUGGCCAAGUCAGGCAGCAUUUUUCUAAGAUUAAACAUAAAUUCCAUUUCCUUUUAUUUCUCAAUGUGGCAAAAGGUAUACAUUUUUCCAAAUCUUGACAGAGAGAAGAUAAGAAGGAAAGUGUUAUGGCACAUCCAUCUUUAUGUGCAUAAGGACAGAUUUAAAAACACAGAAAAAGUGACACAAAGUCCACAUAUUCUUUAUGAAAGUUACCUCUGUAAAAGAACUCUGUGAAGCAGGGAGUAAAAAAAAAAAAAUGACAAAAAGACACAAAAGAAAAUAUUACAAAUUUUUACAUUUCAGAAUCAAAUUCUGGAAGCUUUCUAUACACAUUGAGAUAUAUAUAUAUAUUUCCCCAACUUUGUUCAGCUUUUUCAAAUUUACUAAUUGUAUAUCUUGUUUAAAUCAUGCUGCUAGACAAAAACAAAAUUGAAACUAAAGAGGACUUUUUGCUAACUUGCAUACAGCUCCCCAUGCCAGCAUGACACCAGAAGCAAAGACUCGUGAUCAAUCGUGAUGAAUAAGGCUAAAAAAUGAGAUUACAUUUGCCACAGUGUUCAAAAACCACUAGUGGUGUUGGGGGGGGGGGGGGGGGGGGGGGGGGUACCGUUUUGAAAACAGCAGAAAGCCUGCAAAUUAAAAUUCAGUGUAUUCUUCUAUAGUGUCCAGAACACACUUGUAAUUGUGGUUUGACUGAAUUGAUAAACUUAUUUAUUUAGCACCUUUCUAAUGUAAAUGGUAUCCAAAGGUGCUUUCCAGGACAGAAGAGGACAGUGUUCUGCGUUUCUACAAUGUGUGCUCUGGCAAGCGCUUUGGGUCAAGCAGUCAGUCGCUGGUACGGAUUGAACUGGCUACCUUGUGGUUUAUACUUCUUUAGUCGGUGGGAGGCUAAACUGCCUGCUCGAGACUAACUAAACACUCACUUUAUUAAGCAAAUAUGCACACAGGAGGUCCAGUUCAAUGCGGCAGGCAGGAGCUGUGACCUUUCAAAAUCUCUUUGUGGAAAUCAUUUUUUUCCCUUUUUCAUUAAAGAUAAACAACUUUUCCGAGCAGAUAUAUGCAUUCUAGACAAGCAGUCUGCCCCUUCAAGAUCUUCCUUUUUUUCCUUGUGAUUUUGGAUAACUAAGAGAGCAGAAACCUUUACAUAUUCAUAUUUGGGAUAGGCUACAGUAGAGACUCCAUAAGGAAUAAAAAUAAAUAAAUAUAUUAAAACAUAAAAAAACAAUAAAAUAACAUUAACUGUGUUUGACGAUUUUUUUGCCUUUUUUUUAAUAACACAGAACUAGCCAAAGAGGAAUAUCUCUUUGAUGUGAGAGGGUUACUUUAAAAAUAAAUCUAUUUUUAUAAAAAAGGAAAAAGACCUUGUUGAGAAUUUUUACUGAUUCUUGAAGUUUAAAAAAAAAAAAGAAAAUAUUUUGACAGGCUACAUUGUUUCAUUUAAGGGGAUUAAAAUAAAAUAGAAGGGGGGGGCGAAGAUUUGUGUAGCGUACACUCAUGAUUGUUCAAUGAAAAAGAACCGUUUUUAUGACAAACAAGGCAUCUAAUUUGUCUCCGCUUUUAUUUUUUCUCUGAACCUAUACAUGUCUUACUCAUUUCGUUUUUUUCAAUCCCCCCAGGAGCACAAGCGGUUAAAUGGGAGCACCGUCUCAACAAAUACACAGACCCAAAUUUUUCAGACUUGAAACUUAAAUGAAGCGUACAUAACAGGCGAAUAUGGAAUAUUUGUCUUAUUUCCGAUUUAUUUGUCAGCAGGAGGAUCUGUUUAAUUGUAAGCAUGUGGGUUAAUUAGAGUCAUAAAUAAGUGACAUUAGGCUGUGGAUGGUACAAGUUAGCCCACUGCCUUCCAUAACUCCCUCUCUGCUCAAUCACUCUCAUUUACUCCAUUUGCGCAAAUCACUGGCACACAUCAGGGCACAUAGUGAGGAGAUCAAGCCUUAUACAGUGUUUCAAGUUAAGCAUCCUAAUACCUCAUCUCGAAAUGUGCUUGCAGGGAAAUUUGGGCAAAACUCGAACCAGCCUGAACAAAACGUUUUGUACAUUCCAGGUUGCAUUAUACGUCUUGCAUUGCUGAGAGGCUUACCCAUUCCACUUUCAAAUCUUUGCUUCUUUUCAUGCACUGAGCAGUUUUUCUAGUCAGGUCUUUUAUAGCAAUCAGAGUCAUCUGGGUUGGUGAUUAAAGCUGAAUGUAUCGGCAAAAGAAUUUAUGUGUACCCAUCCUAACACUUUUGUCUAUAGUCACGAAAGAUGCUUCCUGAAAUGGACACUUGGAACAGUACAUCAAACUUAAGAGACAUCUGGGAGUAGACAGAGGGGAGGAUUAUAGGGACAAGACAUUUUAUAUUACUAGCUAGUUGGAGCAGGAUGCUGGAAUGAAGUAAGAAAUGGAAGCUGACUUAAGGUGGCUUGCAGGUGGCUGGCCUGCAUAUACAGGGUAACUCAUCAGUCUUUGUGUAAUCUUUAUUAUUGAUGCAGUGGUGUCUUUGUGGUUGGCAGGUAUUGGCAGAUACAAACAUGUACAUGAUCGCAUUGCUUCUCAGUGAAGCUGAAGAUAUGAUUGUGUUUUACAAUCCUAAUUAUGACAUUCCCAGACAUAUGAAUCAGCCUAUAUUACAGAAAGAUAAUACACGGAAAACAAUUGCCAAUACCCUUUUUCCCCUAUUUUUGUCCCCACCAUAAUAAUAGAUGUUGGCACUGUGACUUAAAAGAACACUUGAUGUUUAAUGAAAUUUGGAGCAAUUAAGGGGUUCCAGCAAUAAUAUUCAUUACUUGGAUGUAUUAAUUAGAAAACUGAUUGCCUUUUUGUCCUCUCUUAAGUCUGCAUUUUCUUUUUUGACUUUUCAAAGCAAAAGAAAUCAAUUACACACCAAUAUGAACAUUAUUACUGAAAGGGGUUAUCUAGUAAUUUUCAAGAACUAUGCGACACACAACAGUAACACCAAUCAGCUUUCACCACACAUUACCAAGCUUGUGAGUGAAUGAGUGACAGGGUAAGCGCUUCAGAAUUCCCCCCAUUCCAUGUCCUACGUGCUAUUAGCCAUUAUACCAUCAUGUAUGUUUUCAACUCUUGCUGGCACCACUGGGAUAAACAUGAGGCAGGGUACAGUAACCAAAAAAAAACGUUGCGCUAGAAGACACUUUCUUUUAUGGCCUAAUCCGCUUCACAAUGUGAAUGCGAAUGUCAGUUUCAACAUCUGGAGGACUUUGCAUUGCUUCAAGGUGAAUCUCGGUUACAUUUUUGUUUAGGUAUGGAUAAAUACAGUGUAAUUGACACAAAGUGUACAUACGAGCGGGAACACGCAUAUCCUGUUAACAUUUCAUCCUUUGAUGGUUCUAGUGCGCACCUUGCUACAAGACACUAUUACAUUGUAGCUACAUAGACGAGUACCGUGUAAUUACCAUGUAAUUACACAGCAGUUAUCAAUACGUAAACUAAUGUGUGACCCAUUUCCUCCAAUGGAAAAAAGGGGGUCAAGAAGAGCUGUCAGGAAUCAUUUAAGAAAGCGAUCCUUCAAUGCAUUUGUAGGUUGUUUUUUUUUUUGUGUGUUUAUUUUCUAAAAUCACUGGUAAACGCGAGUAACGAAACAAACCAAAAAAAGAAAAAGA